Messenger RNA from Dendrobium catenatum, 3230 nucleotides. Its product is annotated as alpha,alpha-trehalose-phosphate synthase [UDP-forming] 6. Gene Ontology annotation, biological process: trehalose biosynthetic process. The coding region runs from base 436 to 3060 and encodes 874 amino acids. The record is from RefSeq and is a predicted model, not a curated record. Gene Ontology annotation, molecular function: catalytic activity. Gene Ontology annotation, cellular component: cytosol. The transcript has 3 exons. NCBI's taxonomy places the organism in Eukaryota, Viridiplantae, Streptophyta, Magnoliopsida, Asparagales, Orchidaceae.
UCUCCUCCUCCUUCUCAGGAACUUCCUUGACUGUGUAUUCUUUCUCUCUCUAGAUUCAAACGCGGGGAGAAAGAAGCUUGGAAAGCACCGGCCAUUCAGAUUCAGAUUUUAGUAGAUAAGUAAAUUUGUAUUUCUUCGAAGCAAAGGUAAAAUUUUCCUUUUCAACUUUUAACACCUUCGCUUCCUCCUUUCAAACUAGUUACUCCGGUUCUGUUCUUUCUGAUCAUAGUAUAGCUGCCCAUUGCUAGAGCUCCGUUUGACUGAUCACCUCUUAUAAUCUGCUCUCGACUCCAGACCUUCUCCUCCUGUUCCAUUUCCAGUCAAGAACAGGCAUUUCAUCGCUGUUGCGAUGAUUUAGUGCUUUGAUUAAAGAAAAAAAAACUGGUCUUUUGCAGUAGCCGUCGAAAAAGGAGCGACCUUUUAGUCGGGUAACUGAUGGCUUCGAGAUCUUACUCUAACCUCCUCGAGCUAGCUUCCGGUGAUCCGCCACCCGUAUGCCGUACUGCCGGCUUCGCACCUCGACUUCUUCCUCCCUCUGCCGCCACCGUUUCAUCCCUCUCCGACGACUCCGACCCUGAUCAUUCGUCUUCUUUGUUUUACUCUUCCCCUCGCACCAUCAUCGUCUCCAACCACCUCCCACUCCGCGCCCGCCGAAACUCCGACGGCUCCGGCUGGUCCUUCUCCUUCGACAAUGAUUCUCUCCUCCUCCAACUCAGAGACUCCCUCCCUUCCUCCUCCAACGUCUUCUUCGUCGGCUGCCUCCGCGACGACAUCAUCCCCCCUUCCGAACAUGAUGAGGUCUCCCAACACCUUCUGCACUCUUUCCGCUGCCUUCCCCUUUUCCUCCCCACGGAACUACACUCCCGCUUCUACCUCGGCUUCUGCAAGCGCCACUUGUGGCCUCUGUUCCAUUACCUCCUCCCCCUCUCCCCUGAACUCGCCUCCCGCUUUGAUCGCUCUCUCUGGCAAGCCUACGUGUCCGUCAACAAGCUCUUCGCCGACAAAGUCCUCGAAGUCAUCAGCCCCGACCACGACUCUGUUUGGCUCCACGACUACCAUCUCAUGGCUCUCCCAACCUUCCUUAGAAAACGUUUCAAUUGCCUAAAGCUUGGAUUUUUCCUCCAUUCCCCUUUCCCUUCCUCUGAGAUCUACCGCACUCUCCCCGUCCGCGAGGAGAUUCUUCGUUCCCUCCUCAACUCCGACCUCAUCGGCUUCCACACCUUCGACUACGCUCGUCAUUUCCUCUCUUGCUGCAGCCGAAUGCUUGGCUUGACCUACCAAUCCCACCGCGGCUAUAUUGAGCUUGAUUACUAUGGCCGUACCGUCAGCAUCAAGAUCCUUCCUGUCGGCAUCCAUUUGGGCCAGCUUCAGCGGGUCCUCUCUCUCCAUGAAACAGAGGCCAAAGUCGCCAGAAUCAUGGAGCAGUUUGCGGAUAAGACGUUGUUGCUUGGCGUUGACGACUUCGAUAUAUUCAAGGGGAUUAGCCUCAAGCUUCUUGCAAUGGAGCAGCUUCUUGCCUCGCAUACGAAAUGGCGCGGCAAAGCCGUGCUUGUUCAGAUAGCUAAUCCUGCUAGAGGCCGUGGGAAGGACGUGAAGGAGGUGCAAGCUGAGACCUUUUCUAUUGUGCAGAGGAUUAAUGAUACCUAUGGUAAUUCAAAUUACAAGCCGGUCAUUCUCAUCGACAAGCCCCUUCCUUUCUAUGAAAGAAUGGCUUAUUAUGUUGCUGCCGAUUGCUGCUUGAUCACAGCAGUUCGGGAUGGCAUGAAUCUGAUCCCUUAUGAAUAUAUCAUUGCAAGACAGGGCAAUGAGAAUUUGGACAGAGUUCUCGGUUUAAGCUCCGGCGUGGCAAAGAAGAGCAUGCUUGUGCUGUCAGAGUUCAUUGGUUGUUCUCCUUCUUUAAGCGGGGCUAUUAGAGUGAACCCAUGGGACAUUGAGGCAGUCUCUGAUGCUAUGGAUAGUGCAUUGGAGAUGCCUGAGACUGAGAAGCAGCUAAGACAUGAGAAGCAUUACCAGUAUGUGAGCACACAUGAUGUUGGCUAUUGGGCUCACAGCUUCCUACAAGAUUUAGAAAGGACAUGCAAGGAUCACUUGACAAGAAGGUGCUGGGGAAUUGGCUUUGGGUUGGGAUUCAGAGUCGUCGCACUUGAUAACAACUUCAAGAAGCUAUCAAUGGAGCGGAUUCUCGCCGCGUAUCGGAGGACGAAAACCCGAACUGUGCUGCUGGAUUAUGAUGAUACUGUGAUGCCACAUUCAACGAUCGAUAAGAGACCUAGUUCUAAGUUAGUUGAGAUAUUGAAUACCCUCUGUAAUGACAAGAACAAUCUCAUCUUCCUGGUGAGUGCGAAGAGCCGCAGUACUUUGAGCGACUGGUUUGGUAACUGUGGGAAUUUGGCAAUGGCGGCAGAGCAUGGCUGUUUCCUUAGGUUGAAGAGAGAUUCAGCUUGGAAGACCUGUGUGCCGUUGGUUGGCUGCGACUGGAAACAUGUAGCAGAGCCUAUUAUGAAGCUUUACACUGAAACAACUGAUGGUUCCACCAUAGAAGACAAGGAAACUGCUCUUGUCUGGUCCUAUGAGGACGCUGAUCCAGAUUUCGGCUCUUGCCAAGCAAAAGAGCUUCUCAAUCAUCUCGAGAGCGUCCUUGCCAAUGAACCUGUCUCUGUCAAGGUUGGCCAUCAUAAAGUAGAAGUCAAGCCUCAGGGUGUGAACAAGGGCUUGGUGGCGGAGCGAAUGCUUUCGACUUUGAGGGCCAAGGAACUUGUUCCUGAUUUCAUUCUGUGUAUUGGAGAUGAUCGGUCCGAUGAACAGAUGUUCGAGGUCAUAAGCAAUGCCAUGGCUGAUUCUUCUUUGUGCCAAAAAGCUGAGGUUUUUGCAUGCACGGUGGGGCAGAAACCAAGCAAGGCUAAGUAUUAUCUGGAUGACACAACGGAGAUUAUGAGGCUGAUGGAAGGCUUGGCCUCUGUUUCUCUCUCAGAACAAGAACAUGGGAGCUCAAGCUCUGCUAGUCUAAAUGAUUUAGAUGGUAUAGUACAAGUUAGUGAUGCAAAAAAGAUUUUUGAUUGAAUGACAAUGAUUAUUUGUUGUUAGCUUGUAGGCGCAUAGAAUUGCUUGAUCUCUUUCUAAACGUUCAUGUUCGAGUUUGGCUGUAAAUAUGUGGGGCUUUGGACCGUUUGUCUUUGCUGCAUCAUUUCAUUUACUUAUGCUUUUGUGAUGGAAAACCGUACAUAAUCAUA